AUGAGGCUCGUCUCCGCCCUCUGCGUCCUCGCGGCCGCCGAGGCCUUCGUCGCGCCGACGCCGCGCCGAAACCCGUACGCGACGCUCGCGGCGACGUCGCAGCAGGCCGACGCCGGCAAGGGCGAGAAGGCCGCGAAGCUCCCGACGAUCGUCGACGCCGGCCACCCCAUGUUCGGCAAGAAGCUGAGGGUGCGCGGCGCGAAGAUGUCGCGGUCCGGCGCGGACCGCUUCAGCAACCUGCGCUGCUUCGCGGAGCCCGGCGACCCCUACGCGUCGCCGCUCAACUACCUCCUCGCGCACGGCGACGAGGUCACGUGCCUCGACUUCAAGGACUUCGCGGGCCAGACCUGGGUCAUGCACGAGGUCGACGAGCGGCUCCGGGGGCUCACGAAGGACGGCGCGCCGCCCGCGGCGGGCACGUACCUCGCCUGGUCCUACAUGGACUUCCAGGGCGCGCGGUGGCUCGUCCCCGAGGGCGACGACGAUGAAUAA
This is a messenger RNA of Aureococcus anophagefferens, 492 nucleotides long. RefSeq names its product expressed protein. Bases 1 to 492 code for a protein of 163 amino acids. The transcript has a single exon. The record is from RefSeq and is a predicted model, not a curated record. Lineage: Eukaryota; Pelagophyceae; Pelagomonadales; Pelagomonadaceae.